Molecule: messenger RNA, 400 nt
Organism: Staurois parvus
Lineage: Eukaryota; Metazoa; Chordata; Amphibia; Anura; Ranidae
Source: the annotation of a GenBank genome assembly
UUGAUUGUAUACACCUGUGUCCAUGGAGGGGAUUGGAACACCUGAAUCACAUGAUGUGGAGGGGAUUGGAACACCUGAAUCACAUGAUUGGGAGGGGAUUGGAGCACCUGAAUCACAUGAUUGGGAGGAGGAUUGGAACACCUGAAUCACAUAAUUGGGAGGGGAUUGGAACACCUGAAUCACAUGAUUGGGAGGAGAUUGGAACACCUGAAUCACAUGAUUGGGAGGGGAUUGGAACACCUGAACCACAUGAUAUGGAGGGGAUUGGAACACCUGAAUCACAUGAUUGGGAGGGGAUUGGAACACCUGAAUCACAUGAUCUGGAGGGGGAUUGGAACACCUGAAUCACAUGAUCUGGAGGGCAGGGACAAUAUGUCUGGCAAUUAUAGUGUCUCUCUCU